Molecule: messenger RNA, 987 nt
Organism: Malassezia globosa CBS 7966
Lineage: Eukaryota; Fungi; Basidiomycota; Malasseziomycetes; Malasseziales; Malasseziaceae
Exons: 1
Coding region: 1-987 (328 amino acids)
Biological process (GO): pyridoxine biosynthetic process; amino acid metabolic process; pyridoxal 5'-phosphate biosynthetic process
Molecular function (GO): amine-lyase activity
Source: RefSeq, a predicted model, not a curated record
AUGUCGACUGAGAAUCCGAAGAUUCUUCCUAGCUCUGUGAGCUCGGAAAAGACAGGCAGUGUUCCGCGUAGUGCCAUGCGAAAUAUCAAGCCUGAAGCUGGCUCUGGAACGCUAGGAACGUUCGGUGUCAAGAGUGGUUUGGCACAGAUGCUCAAAGGCGGCGUGAUUAUGGAUGUCGUGAAUGCGGAACAAGCUCGCAUUGCUGAGGAGGCUGGUGCUUGUGCAGUCAUGGCUCUAGAGCGCGUGCCUGCGGAUAUCCGUGCAGAUGGUGGUGUUGCACGCAUGUCUGAUCCCGCCAUGAUUCAAGAGAUCAUCGAUGCUGUGACAAUUCCAGUCAUGGCAAAGUGCCGCAUUGGUCACUUUGUCGAGGCCCAAAUUCUUCAGUCUAUUAACGUAGACUACAUUGAUGAGAGUGAAGUUCUGACACCUGCUGAUGAGGAACACCACAUCAACAAACACAACUUCAAGGUGCCGUUUGUGUGUGGUUGCCGCAACCUCGGCGAGGCCCUCCGUCGCAUUAGUGAGGGCGCAGCUAUGAUACGCACCAAGGGUGAGGCUGGCACUGGAAAUGUCGUCGAGGCUGUACGUCACCAGCGUACUGUACAAGCGGAAAUUCGUCGCGCUGCCAGUAUGAGCGACGACGAGCUGUACUCGUAUGCACGGGAAAUCCAGGCUCCAUUCCAUUUGCUUAAAGAAACAGCACGGUUGAAGCGUCUUCCCGUGGUCAACUUUGCUGCUGGCGGUGUAGCGACUCCUGCUGACGCGGCGCUGAUGAUGCAAUUGGGCAGUGACGGCGUGUUUGUGGGGUCAGGGAUAUUCAAGGGCGCUAACCAAGCCGAACGUGCCAAGGCCAUUGUACAGGCUGUGACGCACUACAAUGAUGCGGCUAAACUUGCAGAAGUUUCUACGAAUUUGGGCGAAGCUAUGGUGGGAAUCAACAUUACUGAUGACAUGAAGGGCGGUAAGUUGGCGUCGCGCGGAUGGUGA